AUGUCCGACCAGCAGAUCAUCUUCACCAAGAACGCCCCUGCGGCUGUUGGUCCUUACUCCCAGGCCAUCAAGACCCCCAACAUGAUCUACUGCUCUGGCCAGAUCCCUCUUACCCCUGAGGGUGAGCUCGUUGAGGGUUCCAUCACCGCCCAGACCGAGCAGGCCUGCAAGAACGCCAAGGCUGUUCUCGAGGAGGCUGGCUCCGAGCUCGCCAAGGUCGUCAAGACCACCAUCUUCAUCUCUGACAUGGCUCACUUUGCUGAGCUCAACGCUGAGUACGAGAAGUGGUUCUCCCACAAGCCUGCUCGCAGCUGCGUUGCCGUCAAGACUCUCCCCAAGAACGUCGAUGUUGAGAUUGAGGUCAUUGCCCUCCCUUAA
Fusarium vanettenii 77-13-4 is the source of this 378-nucleotide messenger RNA. RefSeq lists its product as uncharacterized. Gene Ontology annotation, molecular function: deaminase activity. Gene Ontology annotation, cellular component: mitochondrion; cytosol. The coding region runs from base 1 to 378 and encodes 125 amino acids. The record is from RefSeq and is a predicted model, not a curated record. The transcript is spliced from 4 exons. Lineage: Eukaryota; Fungi; Ascomycota; Sordariomycetes; Hypocreales; Nectriaceae.